Molecule: messenger RNA, 474 nt
Organism: Racocetra fulgida
Lineage: Eukaryota; Fungi; Glomeromycota; Glomeromycetes; Diversisporales; Gigasporaceae
Source: the annotation of a GenBank genome assembly
AGAAGCGUAUCUUACAAUGUCUAUUUCUUCAGAUCUUGAACAAGGAACUCAAGAACGGUAUUAUAUAAAGCUUUUGCCGAGAACCGGUAAGACAACUUUAAGCCAGCUAGCAUCGGAAUCAACGGGUCUAUUACACAUAAAUGUAGGAGAAUUAGUUAAAGAAAAAUCAUUACAUCAAGGUUUUGAUCAUGAAUUUCAAAGCUGGAUUUUAGAUGACGAUAAGCUUGUUGAUGAAUUAGAAGACACAUUAUCAAAUGGUGGAAAUAUAGUGGAUUUUCAUUCUUGCGAAGUAUUUCCCGAGCGUUAUUCACAAAAAAAAAUCACGGAAAAUAUUGAUAGUGAAAUAUUUCAAGUGAUAUUAGAAGAAGCGAGGGAGUCAUAUCUGGCAGAAAUCGUAGUUGAGCUACAAAGUAAUACCAUAGAGGACAUGCAAAGUAAUGUUACAAGAAUUGAAGAGUGGGUAGAAGCUUGGAA